AUGGACCGUAGGCGACCUUGGCAAGACGAUGAUGUCGAAACUUCUCACCUUCCACGGCGACAAAAAACCUCGCAUCAUGAUGAUGCGCGGCGCUUUCUACCACACGAUUGCUAUACCAUUGCCUGGAUUUGCGCCCUUCACAUAGAAAUGGCAGCUGCUCGAGCCAUGCUGGACGAGGAACACCAAGCCCCAGUCGCCUUCACGAACGACAGCAACACCUACUCGUUGGGGAGCAUUCGGGGACAUAACGUGGUCAUCGCGUGCCUGCCCAAUGCGCAGUAUGGGACAAACAACGCAGCGAACGUACUGACGAACCUGACUCGGACAUUCCGGUCAGUCAACCUCGGUCUAAUGGUCGGGAUCGGAGGCGGUGUGCCGAGCAUGGCAGACGUGAGGUUAGGCGAUAUUGUUGUCGGAACGAGGGUGAUGCAGUACGACUUGGGGAAGAUCGUCGAAGACGGACAGAUACGACGUACGGCAGUCCCCAAGACUCCUCACCAGACAUUCGGUUCAGCGGUAUCAGCCUUACGAUGCGAACAUGAGCUGCGACCCAGCUAUAUCCCAGUCAUCCUUGAAGAUAAGCUGGGGAACCACCCUGGUUACUGUCGUCCAGCAUUACCCGAUCAACUUUUCCCCGCGACAUACGAGCACGAGGCCUCUACGCCUGAUUGCAGCAGAUGUGACCAGUCGAAGCUGACACCACGACGCGGACGGCUCUCGCAGGACCCAUCCAUACAUUACGGUGUCAUUGCUUCUGGAAACCAAGUCAUGAGAAGCGGCACUGUCCGGGAUAAUGUUGCCCGGCAGUUGGAUGCUGUGUGUUUUGAAAUGGAGGCCGCUGGUCUCAUGGACAUUCUCCCUUGCCUUCCAAUCCGGGGUAUCUGUGAUUACUCAGAUUCUCAUAAGAAUAAAGAGUGGCAGAGAUAUGCUGCGGCAACGGCGGCUGCCUACGCUACAGAACUGCUGGCACUACUUCCCAACGCCUAUGGCCAUAGACGACCUUCCCACCAGUCUCAUCUUGCUCAACCUACUCAGUGGUCAGAUUUCCCGCAAUCUGGACCUGCAACUGUCCAAGACCGAGCCGCUGGUCAGAACAUGUCGGACGACCGACGGCGAAACUUGCUGGAUUCCUUGAAAUUUGACAACAUCGAUUCUCGAAAAGUCGACAUCAGGGCUGCUCAUGCCAAAACCUGCCAAUGGUUUUUGAGUCACCCAGACUACCUGGCCUGGCUCGACCCGAGUCGGAUGAAGGAACACCGUGGUUUCCUAUGGAUCCGAGGCAAACCAGGAGCCGGCAAAUCAACAAUCAUGAAGUUUAUCUACUUACGAACAAAAAAGGCACGCAAGACACGAGGUGUCAUUGCUUCCUUUUUCUUCCAUGCGCGAGGCGAGCAACUCGAAAAGUCUGUCGCAGGAAUGUAUCGUUCGCUGCUUCUCCAACUUUUAGAAGGCUACCCCGAUCUCCAAGCCGUGUUGGAUGACCCUGAUGUUGUUCCCCGUACUCAAAGUGGGUGCCCCUCGUUGAAUAUACUUAAGGAUAUCUUCACGGCCUCGGUUUCCCGCCUCGGCUCCCGCCCAUUCACUUGUUUUGUCGACGCCCUUGACGAAUGCGACGAACAGCAGGUACGGGCUAUGGUUCAGGAUCUUGAGGAACUGGCGGACGAGUCAACAGAGAAGGGUCAACUCCUCCGUAUCUGCUUCUCCAGUCGACACUACCCCUAUAUCAACAUACGACAUGGCAUACAUCUUACACUGGAUGGCCAACCCGGUCAUGUGAAUGACUUGACCAACUACGUAACGAGCCGCCUAAAUAUUAAGGACCCCAAGCUUGUCGAUGAGCUUCAAGGCCAAAUUCUAGAGAAAGCCGCCGGUGUGUUCUUGUGGGUAAUUCUCGUGGUCGAAAUUCUCAACAAGGAAAACGGAAGGGGCCGCCUGGCUCUUAAGAAGAGACUCAAAGACAUUCCAGACCAACUGAGCGAGCUUUUCAAGGAUAUCCUGAGACGAGAUAAUCAGAACAUGGACCAGUUGCUUCUGUGUGUCCUAUGGAUCCUGUUGGCGAAGCGGCCAUUGCGACCCAAUGAGUUUUAUCAUGCCCUGUGGUCUGGACUAUCUCCACAGGGUCUGGUUGAUGACGAAGUACCCGACGUAACCAGUCAAGACUCUGGCGAUACUAUCACUAGCUGUGUCGUCAGCUAUUCCAAAGGGCUCGCUGAGAUCACAAAGUCAAACCAGCCAAUCGUACAGUUCAUCCAUGAAUCAGUCCGAGACUUCCUCGUCAAAGAUAAGGGUCUCCAGGAAAUAUGGCCCGCCGUUGGGUAUGACUGGGAGUGCCAGGGCCACGAUAGACUCAAACAGUGCUGCUUCGUCUACAUGAAUUACCAUAUGGCACCCGGAAGUCUCUCAAUACACUCGCCAGCUGCCCAUGAGGAACAUCACGACAAUGAUGCAAAUAACUUUCCGUUCUUGGAGUAUGCCAGUCAUCAUGUCCUUUUGCACUCGGAUGGUGCCGAACUGGCCAUCUCUCAGGAAAAUUUCCUCUCAGACUUCCCUCUUUCUCUAUGGAUUCCCAUUUAUAAUCAGUUCGAAAGGUAUCAGAUCCGACGAUACAGUUCGCAGGCAAAACUACCCUAUAUUCUUGCAGAUAUGGGGCUCGCGAGGCUUGUCCACAAAAUACCUGCAGACGAAAUGCAUGCUUGCUACCCUGAAGAGAGGUACAAAUACACUUUGUUUGCGGCUUUGGCCAAUGGUCACAAAGACGCUUUUGCCUCUAUACUAGGCCUGACUUCGCGCAUCUACAACGGAGGCGACAUUACAGAGGGCCUUAGCCAUCGAAGAAAUGACCCGGCGCUGAAGGAAUUUAAACCCUUAACCUGGGCUGCUCAGGCUGGCCGCAAAGACAUAGCCAGACUGCUCCUAGCGAAAGGGGCAGACAUCAAUGAGAAGGAUUACAAGGGGAAGACACCAAUCUGUGAGGCAAUUCUAGCAGGUCAUAAAGAAGUUGUAAGGGUGCUUCUUGAAAGGGGGGCAGAUGCUGAAGAUACCCUUACUUUUGCCUCAAGAGACGGUCAUGAAGAAGCUGUAAGGAUGCUUGUUGAAGGGGGAGCAGAUGCUAAUUCUGGAGGUGCCCUUGCUUUUGCCUCAAUAGGAGGCCAUAAAGAAGUUGUAAGGGUGCUUCUUGAAAGGGGGGCAGAUGCUAAUUCUGCAGGUGUCCUUACUUCGGCUUCAAUAAGAGGUCAUAAAGAAGUUGUAAGGGUGCUUCUUGAGGGGGGGGCAGACGCUAACAGUCUGGUCCUUGGGAAUAAAACCGCGCUCUAUCAUGCCCGCCAGAACGGCUACACGGAAAUUGCACAGCUCCUUCUCGAUCAUGGAGCUGAAGCAGACUGA
Colletotrichum navitas is the source of this 3384-nucleotide messenger RNA. RefSeq names its product Pfs, NACHT and ankyrin domain protein. The transcript has a single exon. Gene Ontology annotation, molecular function: catalytic activity; protein binding. Gene Ontology annotation, biological process: nucleoside metabolic process. The record is from RefSeq and is a predicted model, not a curated record. NCBI's taxonomy places the organism in Eukaryota, Fungi, Ascomycota, Sordariomycetes, Glomerellales, Glomerellaceae. The coding region runs from base 1 to 3384 and encodes 1127 amino acids.